Fukomys damarensis (Damara mole-rat) is the source of this 2926-nucleotide messenger RNA. RefSeq names its product transketolase like 2 (gene Tktl2). Bases 61 to 1950 code for a protein of 629 amino acids. The record is from RefSeq and is a predicted model, not a curated record. Gene Ontology annotation, molecular function: thiamine pyrophosphate binding; transketolase activity. The transcript has a single exon. NCBI's taxonomy places the organism in Eukaryota, Metazoa, Chordata, Mammalia, Rodentia, Bathyergidae.
UCACGUGACGAGGUCGCGUGGGCUUGUCUGUGCUCCCCCGCAACCGACCAAAGAACAGCCAUGGCCGAGGCCAACGACUUUCAGCCUGAUGGGGAGACUCUGCAGAUGUUGCGGGACAUGGCCAAUCGCCUGCGAAUCCAUUCCAUCAAGGCCACAAGUACCUGCGGCUCCGGCUACCCUAUGUCUUGCUGUAGUGCGGCCGAGAUCAUGGCCGUCCUCUUCUUCCACACGAUGAGAUACAAACAGACAGACCCAGAGCACCCCGACAACGAUAGGUUCGUUCUCUCCAAGGGCCAUGCAGCGCCAGUCCUCUAUGCCAUUUGGGCCGAGGUGGGCGAUAUCUGCGAAUGUGACUUACUGAGCCUGAGGAAGCUUCACUGCAACUUGGAAGGGCAUCCCACCCCUCGACUGUCGUUUGUGGAUGUGGCAGCAGGGUCCCUUGGGCAAGGAUUAGGUGCUGCGUGCGGAAUGGCUUACACAGGAAGGUACUUCGACAAGGCCAGCUAUCGAGUGUUCUGCCUCAUGGGAGAUGGUGAAUCCGCAGAAGGCUCUGUCUGGGAGGCUUUGGCUUUUGCCUCCCACUUCAAUUUGGACAAUCUCGUGGCUGUCUUCGACGUGAACCGCUUGGGUCAGAGUGGCACCGCUCCCCUGGAGCACCGUACAGAUAUCUAUCAGAAUCGCUGUGAAGCCUUCGGGUGGAAUACUUACAUAGUGGAUGGUCACGACGUGCAGGCAUUGUGCCAAGCAUUUUGGCAAGCAACUCAAGUGAAGAACAGACCUACUGCUGUCAUUGCCAAGACUUUCAAGGGUCGUGGUAUUCCCAACAUUGAGGAUGCAGAAAGUUGUCAUGGAAAGCCAAUGCCUAAAGAGAGAGCAGAGGCAAUUAUUAAACUAAUUGAGAGUCAGAUACAGACCAACCGAAAUCUCACACCCAAACUUCCUAUUGAAGAUUCACCUCAGAUCAACAUCUCUGAUAUAAAAAUGACAUCUCUGCCUGCUUACAAAGUUGGUGAGAAGGUAGCUACUAGGAAAGCAUACGGUAUGGCUCUGGCUAAAUUGGGCCAUGAAUGUGACAGAGUUAUUGCUCUAGAUGGUGACACAAAGAACUCUACCUUUUCUGACAUAUUUAAGAAAGAUCACCCUGAUCGUUUCAUAGAGUGUUUUAUUGCUGAGCAAAACAUGGUAAGUGUGGCAUUGGGCUGUGCCUCACGUGAUCGAACCAUUGUUUUUGUUAGUGCAUUUGCUGCCUUUUUGUCCCGGGCAUUUGAUCAGAUCCGAACGGGAGCCAUCUCUCAAACCAGUAUCAACCUUGUCGGUUCUCACUGUGGGGUAUCUGUUGGUGAAGAUGGACCAUCUCAGAUGGCCCUGGAGGAUCUAGCCAUGUUCCGAAGCAUUCCCAGUUGCACUAUUUUCUAUCCAAGUGAUGCAGUCUCAACAGAGCAUGCUGUUUAUCUGGCUGCCAGUACCAAGGGAGUAUGCUUCAUUCGUAUCAGCCGGCCAGAAACUGCAGUUAUUUAUACCCCACAGGAAAAAUUUGAGAUCGGACAGGCCAAAAUAGUUCGCUCCAGCAUCGAUGACAAGAUCACAGUUCUAGGAGCUGGAAUUACUCUGCAUGAGGCCUUAGCAGCUGCUGAUGAUCUUUCUCAACAAGGUAUUUCUAUUCGAGUCAUUGACCCAUUUACUAUUAAACCUCUGGAUGCUGCCACCAUUAUUUCCAGUGCAAGAGCCACAGGUGGCUGGAUCAUCACAGUGGAAGAUCACUACAAAGAAGGUGGCAUUGGAGAAGCUGUGUGUGCAGCUAUCUCCAGGGAGCCCGACAUCCUUGUUCAUCAGUUGGCAGUCACAGGAGUACCCCAGAGUGGAAAAGCCAGUGAAUUGCUGGAUAUGUUUGGAAUCAGUGCCAAACACAUCAUAGAAGCUGUGAAGUAUAUUUUAAUGAAACAAAAAUAGCUAAUUUCUUAACAGAUCAAAUGUUCAUUUUGAUCUUAAAGCACUGAAAUCUUUGUUAAAUUUACUUGUUAGAAAGCCAUCACUUAUCCAUACAGUCAUGCAUUGUUUUUUUUUUUAAAGCAAAACUACGUAACACUAUUUCUAGUUUUAAAAUUCAGGUAACUUUUCUGUUAAAGUGUGAACAAAUACAGUCAUGAUUCUUAGUUUGAAGCAUUAGAAAGAACUUAAAAUUUGGAGUGGCAGAGUAGGAACUAAAACAACCAUCUAAUACAAAGUUUUCUGCUAAGACUAAAAAUUACUGACUGGAUUGGAGAUUUGUGUAGAAGUAACUGUUUCUUAGAUUAUAUGAUUUCUUUGUGAGUUAAGAAAAUGUGAAUUUAAUUGUAAUACUUCAGUAGUCCACAUUUUGAAGCAAGUUUGAGCUUUCAUAUAUGCUAUCACCAUCGUAUACUUAUAGCUUCCCAGAUGAUGUUUUACUAAUGUUGCCUGGGAGUUUCCUCAAAAUUCAUCCCUCCUCUAAGGUUUAUGGGGUGUAGAGCAGCAAUGAUAUGUACCAUGCUGCCUGUGGAGAUCAUUUCAUAAAGAAAAAGAAAAUGUAGCAAGUUCUAGUCUACAUACUAUGUAUAGUUAUAUGAUAAUUUAAAAUAGACUUUUUUUGGUGAACAAAUUGCUAAAUAGGUUGUAUUCAUCUACAAAGGGUACUAGAGCUGAUGCAACAAAAUAUUUUUUAAAACCUACUUUAUUUCAUGUCUGAUAAACCAUAAAUGAAGAAGAAACUUGUGGCUAAGCUAAAAGUAGAAAAAUGGUAUAUCACCAACAGCAAAUUUGAAAAAAAUAUCAGAGCUCGAGAUAAAUCACUAGAGAGUAAUGGAUAGCCUGAAAAGAGCUAUGUAUCCCUCAGGUAGACUGCUUUUGGUCACAAGUAUAUAUAUCACAUACUUGAAAUGUAAAAAAGAAGUAACAUAAUUAAAAAUGA